GAAACAUUCUGCUUUAAGCGUUAUGGUUCACAUAUAACUUAAGGUCUGGGUGGUAGAGCUCCUUCAGGCAGACCAUCUCAGUAAAUCGAGUUCAAGAAACCGCGGUCAACAUGAGGGCGUGAGCUUCAGAAGGUGGAUAUUAAGGCUCAUUUUGUUCUUACCAGCUGGGCAAAGAUGCGGACUGCAACGGCGCUGCAACUCACGGUGUCUCUGGCGCUGCUCACCCUUGGCAGAUCAGACUUUGCGCCUCCUUUAAUCAAUAUUUCAUUGGACGAACCACCAGAGGAUAGGUGGCUGCCGCUGCGAAACCAUUUUAACGACACUGAUUAUCAGUCUUUGAUAUCCAACAUCAUCGAUACUACAGUACCAAAGUUUGUUCACCAUGCAGUGAUCCCAAUUGCAGCUGCUUUGGAAAAGUACAUUCCACAGCCCUACGCUGGGGAAAUACUCGGACUGUCUAAAAUUUUUGAGGUUAACAUAGGGGAUGUCAUCUUACUGAACCUCGCCUAUGAAAUAACUGCGUUUUGUACCAGUAUUGUUGCACAGGACACAAAAGGGAAUCUUUACCAUGGCAGGAACUUGGAUUAUCCACAUGUUGAUAUUCUUAGAAACUUCACAGUUGACGUGCAAUUCUUAAAAAAUGGACAGGUUGCCUAUAAGGGAACAACAUUUGCUGGCUUCAUAGGCCUUUGGACUGGGCAGAGUGCUAAAAAAUUUACAGUUUCUGGAAAUGAACGUGCUCAUGGCCAUUGGUGGGAGAAUGCAAUUGCUGCCUUUUUGUUAAGAAAUUUUCCUGUCAGUUGGCUCCUGAGGCAAACUCUUGAAGAAGCUGUGGACUUUCAGGAUGCUGUGGUUAAACUUUCCAAAAUCCCUAUAAUAGCUGACGUGUACUACAUUGUGGCUGGAGUCCAUCCAAAAGAAGGGGUCGUUGUGACCAGAAACCGGGAAUCUGCUGCAGAUAUUUGGUUUAUGAAUCCCUUAGCUGGUGUGUGGUACUUAGUUGAGACAAAUUAUGACCACUGGAAAAAGCCUCCUCCACAUGAUGACAGAAGGACACCCGCCAUGAAACAGCUUAACAUCACAGGACAAAGUAACAUUAAUUUUGAUACACUUUAUCAGGCGCUGUCUGUGAAACCAACUCUGAACAGUAUCACUGUUUACACAACGACAAUGAGCGCUGCAAUGCCAGACAUGUACCAAACCCAGGUGAGAGAAGUCACAUAACACGGUGGAUUGUUGUGCAAAGGUAAAAUUGAAAAGUGAAGGCAAAUGAACUUUCAAAAGAGCCGAAGAACAAAAGAAAAAAGUUUUAAAUAACUGUUUUUCAAUGUAUCACAGAUGAUUUUAGUAUUGUAUGAUAAAACCAUAUGAUUUAGAUUUUUUUCCCAUCCUAUUAUCAUUCUAUCAAUUUGCUUUUUCAGUCUUUCUUCCUUUUCGGGACAGCAGAAAAUCAGAGCUGCCAUCUCAACAGCAUUAGCGAGGACAGGCCAGCUCUAGAUCGCACAGUAGUCCGUUUCUGUCAGAUUUCUGACAUUUAUUAUGAAUUACAAAGAAUCUGCUUUCUUUCCAUAUAUUAGGCUUGCCAUUUCCUGUGAACAUGGUAAUAUGCAUAGAACAGCAAAAAGUUUUCGGCUGACAGCUGUUAAUUUGCAGAAUAACUUCAUUCGGAGAAUGUCCUGGCCACUUAGCACUUAGCAUUCUCACAAGAUUUGACACCAAAGUCAUUUUCGUAUUGUUCUAGCCUAACCACUGUCAUGCAGCAGGCUCCUGUGUAAUAUUUUUAACUAGCAGAUAGUAACAGUACAUAAUAAUUUUACAUUAAUUAAAAUAAUCUUUUUAAUUUGAACGUUGGCGGAUGAUUAUGAAAGUUAAGAUACAUUUUUACAAAGUUCCUAACUUAUUAAAAGAAAAACAAAAUCUAGUAAUGUGAAGAAUAGCGGCAGCAUUUCCAGGUUUUAUCAUUUAUCUCAGGCAAAGAGUAGAAUUUGGUAAUUCAGAACAUUCUUCAAUUUGUGCAAAACAUGCUGUAUUUCAGCUGAAAAAUGUACACCUGAUACACCUUUCCAAAUUGGAAAUAUGUAAAUACAUCAAGAUUGGACUGUGUUUGAUGUCAGGUAUCUCGACCUCGCUAAGGCAUAUGUUUUGAGACUAUCCAAAAUUAAAGCCUUUUUGGACAAGAUUUUUUUUUUAUUCAUCUGAUAAGGCAGCAUUUAUGAUCACUGCAAAUCCUCUUACAGCAGUUUUUAGUUAUUCUAGAUGAGCUUUGACUAUCUGGUGAUAAACUGACCCUUAUUUCCUACUUUACAUUGUCAGUUUACAACUUAUUAUGCUUAAUUGGAAGAAUCCUAAUGCACCUCCUUAACGCAAUGGAUAAA
Polypterus senegalus (gray bichir) is the source of this 2375-nucleotide messenger RNA. RefSeq names its product N-acylethanolamine-hydrolyzing acid amidase-like. Gene Ontology annotation, biological process: fatty acid metabolic process. Bases 175 to 1224 code for a protein of 349 amino acids. The record is from RefSeq and is a predicted model, not a curated record. NCBI's taxonomy places the organism in Eukaryota, Metazoa, Chordata, Cladistia, Polypteriformes, Polypteridae. The transcript has 11 exons. Gene Ontology annotation, cellular component: lysosome. Gene Ontology annotation, molecular function: fatty acid amide hydrolase activity.